AUGGAUAAAAACACUAUUUUAGAGUUAAAUGAUGUAAAAUUUUAUUAUAACAAGGUUUUUACAAAUGAAUUGUUAGUGUCUUUACAAAAAGAAAUGAAAAUAGAAGAUUUAAUAUUCUCUUAUAGCCAUUAUUCCAAUUUGCUUAGUGGAAAUGAACAUUUUGAUAAGUAUGAAAUAGAAAGUGAUUAUUUAAAAAGUGAUGAUGAAAUUAAAAAUUUAAAUAAUUACUUGUUAGAUCAAAACAAUAUACAUAUGAAACAAAAGACAUACGAUUCCGAAGAAAUACUUAAUUAUUUUGAUCCAUAUAUUACUGAAGAAAAUUUUGAAGAGAAAAUAGAAAAAACAUUUCAAGAUUUAAAUAAUAUUUUAAAAUCUUCUUACGCAAAAAAUGAAAUAGAAGACUCCAGUAAAAUUGAUAUAAACGAAAUUUUACAAAAUUUGAAAGUUGAAAAAGAACAACAAUAUUACAAAAUUUUUGAAUUACGCUUAGAAAAAAAUCAAAUGCAUCAAAUCACAUUAAUAAUGAUUGCAUUCAUUAUAAGAAGUAUUUUUAAUUUAAGUUUAGGAAGGAAGUUAAUUUUUUCUAAUAAAAAUAUUAAUCAUAUAUUGCUAAGGGCAUUAUAUAUUCAAAAUAUAUAUGUUCAAAUAUUUACAUUGAAAAAUAUAAAAAGGUAUAUAGUAGAAGAUAGAGAAUAUUGUGAUAAAAUUCAUUUAAAAAUGAUAAAAAUAUGCAUAUUUAGUAAAUCUCUUUGUUCAUUUAAUCGAGCAAAUGAAAUUAUACUAAUUUUAGUUAAAGAAAAUAAACAGGUAAAUGACAUAUUUGAUUUUUAUUUUUUAAAAAAACUUAAAAAAUCUCUUGAAAAAUCAGAUAAUAUUCAACGUUUAAGAUUGUUGGAUUUUAUUGCUGAUAACAUGAAUAUAAAUAAUGAAGCAAUUUGUAAUAUAUUUCAAAUAAAUAAAAAAAAUUGUUACAGUAAUGAAAAUAUAAAUUUUUUAAAGGGUGAUAAAUUGGAUUCAACUCAUUUGUCUAUUACAUUUGAAGAUGAUAAAAAUUUAGAAAAUCUUUCAUUUGAAAGUGAUUACGAAAAUUGUUCUUUUGAUGAUAUUUCCUUUAUUAAUCAGAAGUGCGUAAGCGAAAUAAUGAAUAAAUAUUGUUUAAAAUUAAAUGAAAUUUGUAAAAUUACGAAAAUUAAUAUAUAUAAAUACUUGCAUAUGAUUUAUUUAAAAGAUGAUUUAUUAUUAAAAAUAAAUGUAUUAGAAAUAUUCUCUAAAUUAAUUAAAAAUAUACAUUACUGUGAUACAAUAAGUGAAAACAUACAUUUUUUACGUAUAGUUUUAAAUGACCUUAAAAAAUCGGAUGAAGAUAUUUUGCAUUUAAAUAUUUUGAAUUCUAUAAUUUCUUAUUCUAAAAUAAAUUCAUUAGUUUUAAAUUUUAUUUUAAAUGCUCAUUCUAAUAUAUUAAUGAAAACUAUAAUUAAAUUUUUAUGUGACUCUAGCAUGAAUGUUGAAAAAUUAAUUGUUGGAAUUAAAUCAUUUGGUUACUUCUUUUCAAUUAAAGAAUCAUGUGAAAUUCUUUUGAAAUUAAAUCCAAAUAUUCAUUUAAUUUCUAUUGAAAAAAUAACUUCACAUUCUCAUGUAAAUGUUUUAAGACAUUCAAUAAAUAUAUGGUUAAGAAUAAUACCUUCUAAUUCUAAGGAAUAUGGAUGGUUAAAAGAUUUAAUUCAUAAUAUUCUUUUUGAGAAGGUAAUAUCAAUCUUGAAAGAGAUUGAAGACAUGAUAGUCCAGAUAAAUAUUUAUAAUUUGUUAGAAAUAAUGAUUAAUUAUGAUAUAUGUGAUUUACUUUUAAAAGAACAAUGGCUAAUAAAAAGUUUAUUAGGAAACUUUCAAAAUAAUAGUUAUGAAUUAAAAAUGAGUAGAUACAACUUUUUUAUGGCAUUUUAUCAAGUUAAUAAAACCAUUAUUAGUAAUAAUUCGUAUGCUGAUAAUAUAAUUAAUAACUUUAUUAAAUGCAUACCUAAAAGAUAUUAA
Messenger RNA from Plasmodium relictum, 2028 nucleotides. RefSeq names its product conserved Plasmodium protein, unknown function. NCBI's taxonomy places the organism in Eukaryota, Apicomplexa, Aconoidasida, Haemosporida, Plasmodiidae. The record is from RefSeq and is a predicted model, not a curated record. Bases 1 to 2028 code for a protein of 675 amino acids. The transcript has a single exon.